AUGGCAUAUCGAAUGGUAUGCGCUCCCCAAGUCAUUGAUCUUGAGUCUGGGCGAGGGCAUCCUCAUGUUCAUUCUGAAAGUUUAAUUCACAAUGGGAAUGAUUUGUCCGACCAAGGCGGUCAAUAUACUGUCAGAGUUGUAGGCAAUGCUAUGAAUGCUGGUCUUUCUGAUACACAGGGUUACUACAAUAUGAGCAUGAAUCAUCCACAUCAGCCUGUUCAUAGUUCUCUGCCAAAUUUAGGCGUUGAUUCAGGUUUUGUCUUCCCAUCAAAUAUGUACAACCCUUGCAUGUCAACAUCUAUGAACAGAUAUGUCUCUCAUGCUCAGAGCUUUGGAUUGCCUUUAAACCAAGUUGUCUCAGGAAGUAUGGAUGGAAGUACUAGAAAUGAAAAUGUCAGCGAAACUGCUAGAGGAUUCAUUAAAAGGAAAAAUGCAGCAGUUGCAGGAAGUUGUCAUUUUGUUAAUGGAUCUGCAAGCUCAAGCUCAUCCUCUCAUACAUCUCAAAAUCCCACACAUAGGCCAUGGGAUCCUUCUUUCGAGUCAAAUGUUUUUCCUAAUGUCACACCAUUCAACCCAUCAGAAUAUCAUAGCCACAGCACUUGGCCAUCUGUGGAAGGAUCUUCCAUUACUGGAUCAAAUGGGUUUAAUUUGAUGGCUGCUCACCCAGAAUCAGCACAGCAUGGUAACUAUACAUUUCAAUCAAGUCAUGCUAGUCAGUGCUUUCAACCUGCCAGCACUACUUGGGUUUCCCAGGCUGCAACUGGAAUUGUGGAAGGAGUACCACAGUGGUCAUACAUCAAUGCAAUGUCUAGUGUUCCAGCAGGCAGAUUUGCACAUUCAGGGGCCACAGAAAUAGUGAAUGGAGGCUUUCAUGAAUAUCAGAAUGGUCCUUCAACCAUUUCUCAAGGGCAUUUACCUUAUUUUCAUCAACAUGCUGUGCAUAGCAUGCAAGCUCAUAAUCCACUGGAUCAUACACAAGUGCAAGUCCCUUACCAACAAGGCCACAAUAAUGGCGUCUUACAUAGUGGGGUAAAUCAUUCUGGUAACCGGGUCCACUUGGGUCCAAGAACUCCAGGUCUCUUCUCUAAUUCUGAGCGGUCUUUUGGGCCUCCACAGCAUCCGUUCCUGGUGAACCCAGUUAAUCCUAGGAACAUAAGAAUUUUGCCACCUCUGCAGCAUGGUGCAAUCAUGGAUUUUUCGAGGUUGUAUGAGGGGUCAAAUGUAGUAGAUGAGCAUAGAGAUAUGCGUCUAGAUAUAGACAGCAUGACCUAUGAGGAGCUUUUAGCAUUAGAAGAGCACAUUGGAGACGUCAAUACAGGUCUGGCAAAAAGCCACAUCGUAGAUAAAUUGAAGACUAGCUUAUAUGUGCCAGGAGCAACCUGCGUGUCUAAUCAGUCAUCUGAACCUUCCACAGAGAAUGAGGCUUGCAUAAUAUGCCAGGAGGAGUACGAGGCUGAGGACUGCGUUGGAAUCCUGGAUUGUGGCCACAGAUACCACGCGGAGUGCUUAAAACAGUGGCUGACGGUAAAGAACCUAUGCCCCAUCUGCAAGACAACAGCUUUGUCUGCGGGUAGAAGAAGUGGAUAA
Molecule: messenger RNA, 1587 nt
Organism: Triticum turgidum subsp. durum (durum wheat)
Lineage: Eukaryota; Viridiplantae; Streptophyta; Magnoliopsida; Poales; Poaceae
Source: the annotation of a GenBank genome assembly